AUGUGUGAGAUGACCACAGGAGUCGUGCUUCUAGGGAGGUCACCUAAGGCCGAAGCUGAGUGUGCUCUGCAAAGGGUCGUGGUGGUUGAUCGGCUCUGCCGUGGCGUCAUCACCUACAUUGGUUCCAGCGGCUCUUCCCCGAGCCGCACCAGCCCCGAGUCCCUCUACAGCGACAGCUCGAAUGGAAGCUUCCAGUCCCUGACCCAAGGCUGCCCCACCUACUUCCCACCAUCCCCCACUGGCUCCCUCACCCAGGACCCAGCUCGCUGCUUUGGGAGCAUCCCACCCAGCUUGCGCGAUGAUGGCUCUCCCUCUUCAUCUUCUUCAUCGUCCUCCUCCUCCUCCUUCUAUAACGGGAGCCCCCCGAGUGGUCUACAAGUGGCCCUGGAGGACAGCAGCCGCGUGUCCCCCAGCAAGAGCACCAGCAGCAUCACCAAGCUCAACGGCAUGGUGCUGCUGUGUAAAGUGUGUGGAGACGUUGCCUCGGGCUUCCACUAUGGUGUGCACGCCUGUGAGGGCUGUAAGGGCUUUUUCCGCCGGAGCAUCCAGCAGAACAUCCAGUACAAAAGGUGUCUGAAAAACGAGAGCUGCUCCAUCGUCCGCAUCAAUCGCAACCGCUGCCAGCAGUGUCGCUUCAAAAAGUGUCUCUCCGUGGGCAUGUCCAGAGAUGCUGUGCGUUUUGGGCGCAUACCCAAGCGGGAGAAGCAGCGGAUGCUCGCCGAGAUGCAGAGCGCCAUGAACCUGGCCAACAACCAACUGAGCAGCCAGUGCCCGAUGGAGACCUCGCCCGCCCAGCACCCAGCCCCAGGCCCCAUGGGCCCCUCACCAUCCCCCGCUCCAGCCCCCUCACCCCUGGUGGGCUUCUCCCAGUUCCCACAACAGCUGACACCGCCCCGAUCUCCAAGCCCGGAGCCCCGAGUGGAAGAUGUGAUAUCCCAGGUGGCCCGGGCCCACCGGGAGAUCUUCACCUAUGCCCACGACAAGCUGAGCUCACCUGGCAACUUCAAUGCCAACCACGUGUCCGCCAACCCGCCGGCCACCACCCCGCAUCGCUGGGAAAGCCAGGGCUGCCCGCCUGUUCCCAAUGACAACAUCAUGGCCGCGCAGCGUCAUAACGAGGCCCUGAAUGGUUUACACCAGGCUCCCUCCUACCCUCCCGCCUGGCCCCCUGGCCCUGCCCAGCACAGCUGCCACCAGCCCAACAGCAAUGGGCACCGUCUCUGCCCCACCCACGUGUACCCAGCCCCAGAAGGCGAAGCACCUGCCAACAGUCCAUGGCAGGGCAACUCCAAGAACGUCCUGCUGGCAUGUCCGAUGAACAUGUACCCGCAUGGAUGCAGCGGGCGAACCGUGCAAGAGAUCUGGGAGGACUUCUCCAUGAGUUUCACACCUGCUGUGCGGGAGGUGGUAGAGUUUGCCAAGCACAUCCCAGGCUUCCGUGACCUUUCUCAGCACGACCAGGUCACUCUGCUGAAGGCUGGCACCUUUGAGGUGCUGAUGGUGCGCUUCGCGUCGCUGUUCAACGUGAAGGACCAGACAGUGAUGUUCCUGAGCCGCACCACCUACAGCCUGCAGGAGCUCAGCGCCAUGGGCAUGGGCGACCUGCUCAACGCCAUGUUCGACUUCAGCGAGAAGCUCAACUCCCUGGCGCUCACCGAGGAGGAGCUGGGCCUCUUCACCGCGGUGGUGCUGGUCUCUGCAGUUCGGUUGAACACACCUUUUAUGGAGUACCUACUCUAG
Pipistrellus kuhlii (Kuhl's pipistrelle) is the source of this 1740-nucleotide messenger RNA. RefSeq names its product nuclear receptor subfamily 1 group D member 1 (gene NR1D1). The transcript has 8 exons. NCBI's taxonomy places the organism in Eukaryota, Metazoa, Chordata, Mammalia, Chiroptera, Vespertilionidae. The coding region runs from base 1 to 1740 and encodes 579 amino acids. Gene Ontology annotation, molecular function: nuclear receptor activity; RNA polymerase II cis-regulatory region sequence-specific DNA binding; zinc ion binding. Gene Ontology annotation, biological process: positive regulation of transcription by RNA polymerase II; cell differentiation; hormone-mediated signaling pathway. The record is from RefSeq and is a predicted model, not a curated record.